Messenger RNA from Temnothorax curvispinosus, 1363 nucleotides. Its product is annotated as phytanoyl-CoA dioxygenase domain-containing protein 1 homolog. Lineage: Eukaryota; Metazoa; Arthropoda; Insecta; Hymenoptera; Formicidae. The transcript has 5 exons. Bases 292 to 1140 code for a protein of 282 amino acids. The record is from RefSeq and is a predicted model, not a curated record.
CGAGGGUCCCCUGACUUUUUGUCAGGUGAUAAAUUCUGGUGGAUCUGUGCGGAAAAAUCAAAGAUGCUAGUGUGAUAUUCCGGCGGAACAACGCAUCGAUCUCGCUAUGCUCGCACAAGCCCGAGUCGUCGGCCAGACACGGACUUCGCAGUAUCCACGGGCUCACCUAGUCAUUUGGUGCGAGCACUCGGCUGCAGACGUGUUCCGGUCUCACUCUGUCACCUCGUGUAUCAGCGAACAAGUUCGAGAUUCACCGCGAUUCGACUACGCUGCGAUAACACGUGCACCGGGAUGAAAGACAUUCGCGCGCAGUUUCAGAAAAAUGGCUACGUCAUUUUGGAGGACUUCUUUCGACCGGAAGAGAUCGAAGAAUUGAGAGCUUGUGGAGAAGAAUUAACGAAUAAAUUGCCACCUGAAUCGGAACGAAAAGUAUUCAAUACGAUACAGUUACAACAGAAUAAGGAUAAGUAUUUUUUGGAUAGCGCCAAUAAAAUAAGUGUUUUCUUUGAGACUGAAGCUCUGGAAGAGGACGGGAAAUUGAAGGUUCAUCCAAGAGUGUCAUUAAACAAAGUAGGCCACGCUCUUCAUUGGUUACAUCCUACUUUCAAAAAGUACACGUUCGAUGAGAGAGUCAAAGAAGUUGCUUUCCAAUUAGACUACGAGGAACCAGUCGUAUGCCAAUCAAUGUACAUUUACAAAAAUCCCGGAAUAGGCUCGGAAGUUACGAUGCAUCAGGACGCAUCAUAUUUAUAUGUUGAACCGGUGAAACUCCUGGGUUUCUGGAUUGCAUUGGAGGAUGCAACGCUAGAAAACGGAUGUCUAUGGAUCGCUCCGGGCUCACAUCAGAGCGGAGUGCACAGGCGUUAUAUGAGAAACAAAGAUCCGAAUUCCCAAGAGUUACUAAUUUUCGACAGAGCGGCGCCUUGCUAUCCGUUAAGUAAUUUCAGACCAGUACCAGUACGCAAAGGAACUUGUAUUCUUAUCCACGGCCAGGUGGUCCACUUUUCUUAUUCAAACAAGAGUGAGACAUCGAGGCACGCUUACACUUUUCACGUGAUUGAGACGAAACAUGUAUAUUAUUCCAAGGAAAACUGGCUUCAACAACCUGCUGAAGGUUUUGCGAAUCUUUAUAAAAAUUAAUUGUAUCAUAUUAAUCGUGUUACGAAUUAUCGUCCAUUGUUUAUUGCGCAAUCUUAUUCUUCAAAAUAUUCGUUUCUUUUCUCACUGUACAGAAAAUGAUGUUAUUAAUCCAUGAUGAUGACAUUAAUCCAUAUACACAAGAAAUAUCCAUAUAUUAAAAAAUAAAACAAAUUCUUAGUUUACAUAAUUACAAAAAAAUAUCGAUAGCACCAAUGAAAAAUGU